Messenger RNA from Ilex paraguariensis (yerba mate), 1862 nucleotides. The record is from the annotation of a GenBank genome assembly. NCBI's taxonomy places the organism in Eukaryota, Viridiplantae, Streptophyta, Magnoliopsida, Aquifoliales, Aquifoliaceae.
ACAUGAGUCAUUUUGAAAUUAAGUUGUCGUUUUGGACCUAAAACUUUUUUAAGUUAUGUUUUGUGGACGUCUGGUCCUUUUCCCAUAUUUAGGGUUUUUCUAGCAGACUUGUUAGUUAUUUCUUAACAACUUCGAACUCCUGCAAGCGAACUACUUCCAGUCUUCAAUGGAGUCCAACGGAAACGAAGAACUGUCCCGAAUUAUCGAUGAGCUCAAGUCGCUGAAGACUGAGAAGAGCAAUAUCGAGCAUCGAAUAUCGGCUCUUGAAGCUCAGCUCCGCAAAAUUAAGGUCAAAAAGGACGAUGAGAUGCCCAAUUCAAACGGCUCGUGCACUUCCACAGUCAAAUCUUUCGUCGAUUCAAGCUUCGGACAUGGUUUGUCUCCGAAUAUGAUCUACAGAUACAGCCGCCACCUCUUGCUCCCUUCCUUCGGUGUUCAAGGGCAGUCAAAUCUUGUCAAGUCUUCGAUUUUAGUUGUUGGAGCUGGAGGUUUGGGAGCACCAGCUCUGCUUUAUCUUGCCGCUUGCGGUGUUGGUCGAUUAGGUAUUGUUGACCAUGAUAUAGUUGAGCUUAACAACCUGCACAGGCAGAUAAUCCACACUGAAGCGUAUAUUGGGUGGUCAAAAGUAGAAUCUGCUGCUGCUGCUUGUCGCUCGGUUAACUCCACCAUUCAGAUUGUGGAACACAAGGAAGCUUUUCGCACAUCCAAUGCCUUGGAGAUCAUGAGCAAAUAUGAUAUAGUUGUGGAUGCAACGGACAAUGUUCCUAGCCGCUACAUGAUCAAUGAUUGCUGUGUUGUUUUGGGAAAGCCACUUGUAUCUGGUGCUGCACUGGGAAUGGAAGGGCAGCUCACAGUUUAUAAUUACAAUGGAGGUCCAUGCUACCGAUGCCUUUUUCCAGUUCCGCCACCUACCACAGCAUGUCAAAGAUGCUCCGACAGUGGAGUUCUAGGAGUAGUUCCCGGUGUCAUUGGCUGUCUCCAAGCCCUAGAAGCUAUAAAGAUUGCAAGCGUCAUUGGUGAACCCCUCUCUGGACGGAUGCUACUUUUUGAUGCACUGUCAGCCCGGAUCCGAAUCGUCAAGCUCAGAGAAAGGUCUUCGCAGUGCAAAGCUUGUGGAGAAAAUGCAGCACUAACCCAACAGCAAUUCCAAAAUUUUGACUAUGAGAAAUUUACUCAAUCUCCCCUAUCCACGUCUCCAUUGAAGUUAAACCUGCUUACACCUACUGCUAGAAUAAGCAGCAAAGAGUACAGUGAGAAAGUUGCCGGCAGAGAAGCACAUAUACUAGUUGAUGUACGACCAACGCACCACUAUAAGAUUGUUUCUCUUCCCAAUUCCAUGAACAUCCCACUUCCGACUCUUGAGGAUAGGUUGCCUGAAAUAUCUUCAGCCUUGAAGAAAGAGGAAGAGCGACGGGGUGUUAAUACCGGUUCAAGCGCUUGUCUGUAUGUAAUUUGUAGAAGAGGCAAUGAUUCACAGAGGGCUGUUGAAUGCCUUCACAAGAUGGGUUUGACUUCAGCUAAGGAUAUCAUUGGUGGCUUGGAGACAUGGGCCCAUGAUGUGGAUCCGAACUUCCCUACCUACUAGCAAAUAGGAUCUCAUCCUGACCAGGGAAGGAUAAACAUCAAAACUGUCUUCCUUUUGGGGUGCACGUAUUUGUCAUUUUCAGAAGUUGUUUAUACUACAAAAUUAAGCAGAUAGAAGAGACUUUCAUCGCUCUUGUGAUGCAGAUGUAUUUUCUUUUCUCACAGCUCUUGUGAUUCCCAUGUAUUUUAUUUUAUUUUAUUUUAUUUUUUGGAAAAAAGCUCGAGUUUGCCGCUUACUUAGUUGCACUGAUAAUUAAGUUAAAUUAUUCGGAUUUGAU